GGCUGGUGUGAAAUCACAGGGAUGCUGGUGACAUGGUUGAUUUCAGUCUGGAUGGCAUGGGGAACAUUUGGGAGUAAUGUCCAUUUUCAAAAAAACAAUAGCCAGGAUGGGAGAUGCAUUUAUUCCUUCUCUGUACCCAGUAAAAAUGAAGACAGCUGUGCUGGCUUAAGUGAGGUAUUAAUAACCAUUCAAGAUCUCCAACGGGAGAGCAAAGCUCAGCAGCUGGAACUAGAGUCAACUAGAACUCGGCUUGGCCUUCUGGAGAACCAGGUGAAUCAGCUACAUGGGAGUCAAGUUAGGAGGACUUCUUUAUCUACAGUUGGCUUACUUCAAAGAGAGGUAGAGAGUCUGAAGAGGGAACAAGCUCAGAGGGACAUCCACAUCAGCAGCCUGGAAUCUACCAUAAACGAUCUCCUUCAAGACAAGUCAGCUUUGGAAGAAGAGAAGAAAUGGCUGGAAGAAGAAAAGAAUGAGUUGGAGAGAAGGUUAGAGAAAAGCAUUGAGGAGGUGGCUCAGCUGAGAGUAAGCGAUUGUCCUCAGACCAGAAAAACCAGCAGUGAGUUCCAUCAAGGCUUUCAGGAAGUGUCUAAGUGGGAUACUGAAAAUCUGGGCUAUCAGGAGCUCAAAUUAGAGUUUGCUGAGGUUUCUUCAUCUCAUCUCAUUGAGGAAGGCAUUUCACCCUCACCUCCUAGCAUAGGUGCUGAAGAACCAGGUUGUGGAACACUAGUUUGGGUUGGUGCACCAGUGACCUUUCACAAGGCUGACACCCUUACAGGAAAGUAUGGUGUGUGGAUGAAGGACCCACAACCUGUGUCUCCAUAUACCAAUGAGACAAUUUGGAGAGUUGACACGGUCAGUGCGGAUGUCCGUCAUGUCUUUGAAUAUGAUGAUCUGGAUGAGUUUGUGAAAGGCUACCCUUCCAAAGUUCAUGUGUUGCCCAGAUCCAUGGAGAGCACUGGGGCUGUUGUUUAUCAAGGUUUCCUCUAUUUCCAGAGGCACAAGUCUAGAAUACUGGUGAAAUAUGACCUGAAGAAUGAAGUCAUUGCAGUUCAGAAGGAGUUGCCCGAUGCUGGCUAUCAUGGACAAUUCCCCUACUCCUGGGGUGGAUAUACAGAUAUUGAUCUAGCAGUUGAUGAGAUUGGACUGUGGGUGAUUUACAGCACUGAAAAUGCCAAGGGAGCGAUUGUGCUUUCUAAACUGGACCCAGAAACUUUGGAAAUUUCACAGACAUGGAAGACCAAUAUUCACAAGCAGUCUGUGGCUAACUCCUUCAUGAUCUGUGGCUCCUUGUAUACCAUUAGUAGCUACUCAUCCCCUGAGACCACCGUGAAUUUCAUCUACCGCACAAGUACAGGAAGCAGUGCACCGCUGAAGAUCAGCUUUGAGAACCGUUACAGAUACAGCAGCAUGGUAGACUACAACCCUACAGAGAAGAAAAUAAUGGCUUGGGAUAACUUCAACAUGGUGGCUUAUAACAUCAGACUUUCCAAGAUGUGAUUACCUUGGAGAGAUUGAUAAUGGGAAAUUAGGUAAUGGAAAUAGAGGUAGAAAUUGAAGUUAGAUAGCAAAAUUUCCUCCCACUAAUUAUCAACUGACAUGAAUCACCCAGAAUUUCUCCUGAGCUACCCCAAUAGAAAAAAAUAGCUAUGCAAUGUGGGAUUGACUCUUGAUCAUUUUAAUGAGUGUAUACAAUAAAAUAGUCAGUGAUUUACA
This is a messenger RNA of Pantherophis guttatus, 1713 nucleotides long. It is a transcript of the gene MYOC, whose product is annotated as myocilin. The record is from RefSeq and is a predicted model, not a curated record. NCBI's taxonomy places the organism in Eukaryota, Metazoa, Chordata, Lepidosauria, Squamata, Colubridae. Gene Ontology annotation, cellular component: Golgi apparatus. Gene Ontology annotation, biological process: signal transduction; osteoblast differentiation.